AUCUACCUCAAUCGUCCCGACAGUCGUGUUCCACUUCAUUGUCAAUCACGAUUCUUCCCUGAACUUUUACAGACAACAAUAUGCAUAGCGCCGAAAGUUCCUUUUUCUGGGUCACUGAGGGCACUGAGAUCACUACGGAGGCUAAGCCCAACUUUCAGUUGCCAUCUCUGACCUGGAUCAUCACCAAAAAGCUUGAAGAGCUGUCCGAUCUUAUGACGCAGCAGGAUAUCGACCAUGGUUUUAAGCCCGGAUUCGCUGCCGCAAAGUUUCUCUGCCACCCGAAGGACAACCCGAAAAAGCUCGCAUUCAUGCGAAUCUAUCGUCAAAUCCCUAUCUGUGGCACCGAAUUCGCCCCCUCUAGUAUCCGAGCUAGCCAGGCAAUGCCGCAAAGGCCAAAUAGGGAGUUGAUGGCAUUCAAGACACUGAAGCACCUGGCAUGUCCCGUCGUUCCCCAACUCCUAGGCUACCAAGAAGGAACGCAGGGGGAUCACGAAAUCGUCCCUGGUGGGUAUGAAAUCACGAUUGUCUGGGAGAAAGUUCCGGGAGAGCCUCCGUCUCAGGACUAUUUUUGGAGUCUCAACGAACAGCAGCGGGAUAGUAUCCGCGCAGAAUUUCAACGGGUCUACCCACAGCUUUUGCGGUGCGGUUUCCAGCCAUGUAUCGCCACCUCCUCGAAGCUCAUAUACGAUGAGUCUACUGGAAAGAUGCACAUUUCCGGGUUUCGGCUGGCAGCCCCUUGUGAUACAAAAAAACAGUUUCGGAAAGCAGACUAUGUCAUGUACGGAUUGGCUAAGCGAUCUGACCGGACGGACUGGUACAAUGACGAGACUGGAUGGAAAUGGUAAUCAAGUGGAAAUUGUUGAGCCGGGCAAUGCAUAUAUAUUAUUGUUAGUUAAGCCCUUUGAUAGGGUAUGGCGCUAGAGAUUCCAAUACCUCGACCGUGCGGAUUUGCCGUGAAACGUUUACGCAAAUUAACUAUCUGCCUCUUCUCAGUCGUUGCUCUGAGUACGUGCGCCGUUUCCUACGCUAUUGUUUUCGCUUCCCGACACCUUCAAAUUAUGCCCGUCAUCCAAAC
Messenger RNA from Penicillium brasilianum, 1075 nucleotides. The record is from the annotation of a GenBank genome assembly. Lineage: Eukaryota; Fungi; Ascomycota; Eurotiomycetes; Eurotiales; Aspergillaceae.